This is a messenger RNA of Aspergillus luchuensis, 630 nucleotides long. RefSeq names its product signal peptidase complex subunit 2. The transcript is spliced from 3 exons. Gene Ontology annotation, cellular component: membrane; signal peptidase complex. Gene Ontology annotation, biological process: protein targeting to ER. Lineage: Eukaryota; Fungi; Ascomycota; Eurotiomycetes; Eurotiales; Aspergillaceae. The record is from RefSeq and is a predicted model, not a curated record. Bases 1 to 630 code for a protein of 209 amino acids.
AUGGCGUCCUCAGAAGUCCAAAAAGUGCCCGUUUACUCGGUCAAUGACAUAAAAUCAACAACCGAUGACGCCCUAGCUCCCUACCUCGGCUCCCUCCCUCAACCCUACACCUUCGCCCAAGACCACACCAAGACCAAUGUCCACCUAUUCCUGGGCUACGCUGCCGUCGCCAUUGCCGGGUUCAGCUUCUACGCUGAACGCAAGCUUAACUGGGAGGCGACACAUUCACCAUGGAUUAUCGCAGCCGUGCUGUCUUACUUUACCUUGAACUCGCUUCUCACGUACUGGGUUUGGGCUGUUGAGGCAGGUGAGGUAUUCCGUGGGAAGCGGAAGUCGGGUGAAACGAUCAUCAUUCGUUCCUCCGUGCAGAAGCACUCUCCGUUGUACAAGCUGCGGGUCCAGUAUAAGUCGGCGCAGGGCAAGACGCUGCAGGAGAAGGAGAUCGAGACCUCGUUCACUAAGUGGUUUGCUGCAGAUGGGACAUUCCACCCCGAGCCUUUGAGGGCCUGGCUGGCUGGUGAGAUUGAGGUUCUGGGGUUGGCGGCCAAGGAGACGGAGAAGAAGACCGGGGGUGUUGCGAGUUUAGUAGGUGUUGAGGAGGAGAGCAAGGACGUUAAGAGGAGGAAGUGA